Molecule: messenger RNA, 2242 nt
Organism: Cynoglossus semilaevis (tongue sole)
Lineage: Eukaryota; Metazoa; Chordata; Actinopteri; Pleuronectiformes; Cynoglossidae
Gene: gdf9
Product: growth differentiation factor 9
Exons: 2
Coding region: 166-1431 (421 amino acids)
Cellular component (GO): extracellular region
Molecular function (GO): cytokine activity; growth factor activity
Source: RefSeq, a predicted model, not a curated record
GGGCUGAUUGCGCACAGCUGUGUGUAGAUCAGCGCACAGCUGUGUGCGAAUAUCAGCGACCGCACCUGUCCGCUCCCGACCUGAAGCUCUCGGCUCAGGAUUGUGCACACACACAUAUAUAUACACACACACACCCUGCGUUUACACGGCUGUCGUUUGUUUAUCAUGGAAAAACACGUGCUAAUGUCAGCUGCCCUGCGUCAUGUUGGCACCGUGGUCGUCCUGCUGCUGCUCACCCACACCAGCCCAGAGCUGGUCACUUCUACCACAGUGCGCAGCCUGGACGAGCUCAGCUCCUCGUACAGCAGCAUCUUCUCCCCGCUGUUCAAAGCCCUGUCAGAGCACGGAGGGCCCCGGUGGAGCCCAGCUCUGAAGAAGAAGAUGAAACCUGAGCACAGGUACAUAAAGUUUCUGAGUCAGGUCUACAAGAGGUCAUCCAGAGUGCAGAGGAGUCUGGACGGGAAUAAAACCUACAACACAGUCCGACUGAUCAAGCCAAAAGAUGAAUGUCUGGCACAGGGUGACAAAGUGAGUUAUAUGCAAGAUCUUUCGUUCAGCCUCGAUCAAGUGAGAAGAAGGGAGCAGCUUUUGAAGUCGGCUCUGCUCUACCAUUUGGACGAUGGCCACGCGGCACCUCUGAACACGAUCUGCUACAUGAGUGUGAGGGAACAAGAGCAGCUGAACCAGUGUCAUCUAUGUCCUGUCAUCCAACAGGCUGUGAACUUUACAGCCGACAGGAGGAACAGGAAGAACUGGGUGGAGGUUGACAUCACCUCGGUUGUCAAGCCACUCCUUAAGUUUCAGAAGAAGAAUAUACAACUGCUGGUCAACGUCACCUGCCCAGACAAACGUGUAGUCAAGGAGGUCACCUUAAAACCUCCUCCUCUGCUGCUUUAUCUGAAGGACACCAGCAAAACCACUCAAAGACCAUUGGCCAGUGAAAAACCAGGAGCAAGUGCCGCAGCUGAGUCUUUUCACAAGCAGAUCAUGUUCAGACCAGAGCAGAAGUUUAGGCACAAGAGGAGAUGGAAGAGACACGCUCUGAAGAGCAAAAGAGGCGACAGGAGCUUUGACGUCCACCUGCCAGACCUACGCUCACCUUCUGAGUUCCCAACCAAAGACUGCGCUCUGUAUGAUUUCAGAGUGUGCUUCAGCCAACUGAAACUGGAUCACUGGAUUGUUUUCCCUCCAAAGUACAACCCUCGAUACUGCAGAGGCAUCUGCCCAAAGACCCUGGGAUUCAUCUACGGUUCUCCUGUCCACACCAUGGUGCAAAAUAUCAUCUACGAGAAGUUGGACUCCUCUGUGCCUCAGCCAUCGUGUGUUCCCUCACACUACAGCCCCCUGAGCGUCAUGAUCUUCGAAGAGGACGGGUCUUACGUCUACAAAGAGUUUGAGGACAUGGUUGCGACCAGGUGCACAUGUCGCUAAGUUUCCUCCCAAGAUGUGCUCGUGCCUUUAUCCUUUAUUUAAAGGCUAAAUAGAUCAGCACCACAAAAGCCUUCCAACAGUUGUCACAAGUGAACUCUACCUCAAGAGUGCAUCCUCCAAAUAUCAAAAAAUCUGACAGGCCUCAGUGAUUUCAUUAUUUAUAAAAUGCCGUGCAUGAGCUAGACCGGGUGUGUUUUAUCCUAACAAAAAAUAUGGAAAGGUGAAGUUUGUUUUCAUUUCAUUAAGGCAGAACAAGACGGGGUGGAAGUGCAUCCUCUUGUUCAAGAUGCUGUUUGCAUAAUGGCAUCACGUCUGGCACAUUUGAAGAAAAAGAAAUGUAUGAUUAUGAUUUUUUUAAGUUACGUUUUGUUAAUUUAUUUUGGGUGGAUGGGUCUGUUCUUCCAUUUAGCACAAAUGUCAAGUUUUAAGUAAACCUGGUUGUGAAUGAAAGAAAAGGAAGCGGUUAGUAUACAUAAGCAAACCUUUUACAUAUCGUUUUAUCCAUGGGGAUUACAGACUGUCAACUGUCUGAACACUCCUGUCUUCAAAUUGUCCGGAAUGAAAGUUGUCAAGGUUUCAAUGUGUAUUUAUUACUUCUGGUUACCGAGUGACUGCAUACAUCUGACUUUGUACUGGCCAAAUGUGAAUACCUGCAUUCCAUGACUAUUUAUACAAACUGAAUGAAUUCACUGUGUCUGUGUUCAGUUUAGAGAUAUUCAAGACAAUGUAAAUAGGUAAUAAUAUCCUGACAAGUUGGAAAAAUAAAAAUAGCAGGCAUAAAUAUUGUUUGUCUGCAUACAUCUGGCUGAAA